GAUAUUUGUGUAAUUGAGGAUAUACAUGAAAGAAAUACAGGAUUAGCGGAAAUUCAGCGUUUAAUCAACAACGAUGGGAAACGAGGAGAACGCCUGGAUAUAUGUUAUUAUACUGCUUUGUCUUUGUGACUGCUCGGCUUCGCAGUUAUCUUACUCCAUUUUCGAGGAGGUGAACAAAGGCACCGUCGUGGGGAAUAUCGCAAAGGAUUUAAACGUGAAUGUACAAGAACUAGAAACAAGAGACCUGCGGAUUGUUUCCAGUUACAGUAAGAAAUAUUUUGACGUGAAUUUGCGAACCGGAAACCUCUUCGUAAACGAGAGAAUUGACAGAGAGGAGCUUUGUCCAAAGACGGCACAAUGUUCCCUUAGAAUACAGGCGGUUCUAAGCGAACCAAUGAAUGCACAUCGCAUAGACAUUACUGUGUUAGACAUAAAUGAUAAUUCGCCACGAUUCAUUGAACAGUUUUACUGGUUAAACAUCUCAGAAUCACUGUCAGUGGGAGAGCGAUAUUUUCUUCCAAUGGCAGUGGAUGCAGACAUCGGCAGUAACUCGGUGAAGAGCUACAAGCUCAGUCAAAAUGAAUAUUUCUCUCUUGAUGUGCAAAGCAGCGGAGAGCACAGUGUGUCUGCCGAGCUAGUGCUGCAGAAAGCUUUAGAUCGAGAGAAACAGUCCGUAAUCGAUCUUGUUCUGACAGCUGUAGAUGGAGGAAAACCUCCGAGAUCUGGUUUACUCAAAGUUAACAUUAAUGUAAUAGAUGUCAACGAUAAUACACCGUUUUUUAGCAAACCCCUCUAUAAAAUACGUGUCAGUGAAAAUGCCGCUCAAGGAACAAUUGUAACGAAAGUAAAUGCAACCGACUUAGACGAAGGCCUGAACAGUAAGAUCCUGUAUUCCUUUCUCAAACAGGGGAAUAUAAAUCCAUCAAAAAUGUUUGAUCUAAACCCAGAAACUGGAGAAAUUACUGUGAAGGAAACAUUAGAUUAUGAGGACACACCUGCUUAUGAGAUCAGAGUUCAGGCAAAGGAUCGAGGCACGCCACCUCGUAGUGCACAUGUUAAACUGUUGAUUGAGAUAACUGAUGUGAAUGAUAAUGCCCCAGAAAUAUCCGUGACGUCACUGAUGACGCCUGUAAAAGAAGAUGCUGAACUGGGGACAAUAGUUGCUUUUAUAAUAGUAACUGACAAAGAUGGAGGAAACAAUGGUGUAGCUAACUGUAAGGUGGAGGGCUCUGUUCCCUUUAAACUCAAGUCCAAUUACAAAAAUGAUUAUUCAUUUGUAGUAGAUGGACCACUGGACAGAGAAAACAAUUACCUUUACAAUGUCACCAUUACAGCUACAGAUGAAGGAAGUCCACCUCUGUCCAGCAACAGGGUCAUUAUUGUUCAUGUUUCUGAUGUCAAUGACAACGCACCUCGUUUCACGGAGUCUGUGAUUAACGUUUAUGUAAAAGAAAACAGUCAAACAGGAUCAACCAUUUAUACAAUAAAUGCUCUUGAUCCUGAUUUAGAUGGUAAUGCAAAGCUCACGUACACGUUAAUAGAUACCUCCCCAAAAACUAUUCCAAUUUCAUCUGUUGUAAACAUAAACUCAGAGACUGGAGAUAUAAUCAGUCUACAGUCCUUUAACUAUGAGGAGUUAAAAACGUUUCAGUUCAAAGUUCAGGCCACAGACUCUGGUGUUCCUCCGCUCAGCAGCAACGUGACAGUGAACGUUUUUGUCCUGGAUGAAAAUGACAACAGUCCCGUGGUUCUUGCGCCCUAUUCUGAGCACGGCUCCGUUAACAGUGAGAGCAUCCCCUAUAAUGUUGAAGCGGGACAUAUUGUGGCAAAGAUCAGGGCUGUAGACGCAGACUCUGGAUACAACGCGCUGCUUUCUUAUCACCUCUCUGAACCCAAAGGAAACAACCUCUUCCGGAUCGGAACCAGCACCGGGGAAAUCAAGACUAAGAGGAGAAUGAGUGACAAUGACCUGAAAACUCACCCCUUGGUGGUGCUGGUUUCUGAUAACGGAGAACCCUUCCUGUCAGCUACUGUGUCUAUAGAGGUGAUGGUGGUUGAAAGCUCAGCUGACAUCCAGACUCCGUUCAGACAUGUGCCCAUAAAGGACGAGAGCUUCACUUCACUAAACCUGUAUCUGCUGAUCGCCAUUGUGUCGGUGUCAGCCAUCUUUCUGCUCAGCCUCAUCAGUUUAAUAGCUGUCAAAUGCCACAGGACAGACAGCAGUUUCAGCAGGUACAGCGCCCCCAUGAUCACCACCCACCCUGACGGGAGCUGGUCUUACUCUAAAGCUACUCAACAGUAUGACGUCUGCUUCAGCUCAGACACGCUCAAGAGUGACGUAGUGGUUUUCCCCGCACCGUAUCCACCUGUAGAUGCGGAGCUGAUUAGUAUUAACGGAGGAGACACGUUUAACAGAACCCAGACUUUACCCAACAAAGAAAAGGUACGUAAUUUGUUCUGGAAGCCUAUUUAA
This is a messenger RNA of Solea solea (common sole), 2473 nucleotides long. RefSeq names its product protocadherin alpha-3-like. Lineage: Eukaryota; Metazoa; Chordata; Actinopteri; Pleuronectiformes; Soleidae. Gene Ontology annotation, cellular component: plasma membrane. The transcript has a single exon. Bases 74 to 2473 code for a protein of 799 amino acids. Gene Ontology annotation, biological process: homophilic cell-cell adhesion. Gene Ontology annotation, molecular function: calcium ion binding. The record is from RefSeq and is a predicted model, not a curated record.